AUGGGGAGAAUCAAGAAAGCGGCAGGCUCAAAGCAUGAGGCUACAAUUUCACCAUAUCUGUCUGACUUCAUCAAGCUUGCAACUAAGAUCCCUCUCGCCCAGCUUCCAUCACACCUCCGAACCCUUCCACGAACAUGGCCAUUCCCACGAGGUGACCUCUACCACUGGAUACCUUUGUUAGACCGAUUCGACGAUAUCUUGGCCUCUGUAAUAGAACAAUAUGGAUUGAAUAUUGGUCCUCAGGUGACGCCGUUUGGUCGUCAUGUCUUGCUUGAUGCAUCAGCAGACCAGGACACUGAUGUUGAUGAAUUGCUCAGCGGCCUUGGCUACGGUUCUGAGGGUGAUCGAGAACUUGUCGAGGCUAUUUUAUCCUUUUCACAAUUAUUACAAGAGAAAUGUGGUAAUCGCAGUCUCUAUAGCAGCAGUGACCGUCUGAAUGACCUGUUGAAUACAACAUCAAACACCCUUCUAAUAACCACUCUUCGACUUGCUCUUUUACUCGCCCAGCGAUACCACGCCCGGCAACGUAAUGCAAGCGCCACUCAUUUUCAACAGGCUCUACUGGCUGCUCAUUACAAUAUUGAUCUUGACAAAGUCCAGAAACUCUCUUCCCCCUUUGCUCGACCAACUGUAUUUGGAAAGCCCCCAGUCGCACCGACGUCCCCUGCUGUCAAGGCAAGAGAAAAGGCCGUUCAGACAAGGCACGAUGCCAAUGACGCUGCUGUACUUUUGCGUGAAAAAGAUGGGUGGGAGGAAUGGGGGAACAUUCGUGCUGUAUAUUAUCCGGGCGUCUCCGAGCUGGAGAACCCCCUGAAGGAAACCCAACCGAGUGAGCAGUCUCAACAGUACCAGGCGGCUCCAUCUACACCUACGCCACUGCGGAGAAGUGCUACCAUGCCCACACCGCGGCUCAGUCGUAUGUCCAGCAAUGAAGACUCUCCGUCAGUUUACACCGGCACACCAUCUUCAAGGGUGGCGGACUCUGCUCAAAACUCUAAACUGGUGGAAAUACCUGCAGCGGUUGUUAGCUCAACGUCCUUGGAGUCUAUUAUCGGUGUAAAAUUGGGUGAAAUUCCGACAGAGUCAAAAUACGAUUUCUUACACCGAGCCCGCGUCGCCCAGUCUCUAGUCAGAUCUGAAGUGACUCGUGAGCAAAUAUUGACCAUUCGGAUUCUCGCACUUACCAACCUAGCAUAUCUGUAUCCCGAAGCUAUUAUGCAGCAGAGAAUUUUGCAACAGGAUUCAGAUCAGCCUAAGCGGUUGCAGAUAGCAUAUCAACUUGCUGAGUUAGCUCAUUUGGGUGCUAGCGGGGAUCUUCCGGCUCUACGAACUACACAGACCGCUGCCCUCUAUGCUCUGGAUGCUCUUACGAAACAUAAGGCAAGGUCUGCUGAUGUCUGCGCCGCUUUGAAUGUCAACGUUAACCAUGGAAUUUUGAUGUUCCUGACACGAAAGACAAUCACAGAGCUUUCCGCUGACCAGGAUGAUGGUGAAGAGUCUGAUGAGUGGCGAGACGCUCUUCUCUUAUUACUCCGGACAUUGCCAGGCUCCAGUUCACGGACUCCAGAAACUCUAAUCGCUGCAGGCCUGAUCCCCAUGUUCGUGGAUGUUCUUAAUCUACGCACUGAGAAGGCGCGGCGCGUCUAUCCACGUGUGUUAGAGUUCCUCGACACGUUCGUUCACGCUGUGCGAGAUGCUCUUGGGACAUUGGCCAAUGCCAAGGGAUUUGAUGCUAUUUCCGAUCUGAUAGGCUUCGAGACCAAAUCUGCUUUCGACAAUGUGAACGAAGGAAUCGGUAUUCCGACCGAGUAUCGCACCCCGUCUGUCGAUUACGACAUCCCCUACUUCCAGCAGCAAUCAUUGAGAUGGCUAUUCAGAUUCGUUAAUCACAUUAUGCAGCACAAUGGUGGGGGCUUCGAUCGAUUGCUACGCAAUCUCGUUGAUUCUCCUCCGUUGCUGACAGCACUACGCCUUGUUUUCGAGAAUGCGAAGAUAUUUGGUUCUCAUGUCUGGAGCGGGGCGGUUAGCAUCCUUAGCAGCUUCAUACAUAACGAACCGACCAGUUAUGCUGUUAUUGCUGAAGCCGGUCUCAGCAAGAGUCUCCUGGAAGCUAUCACUCUGAAAGAAGUGAAAGGUCCGGAAGUCGAGGCGACAGCAAUGGCUGAGGAAGACGAAUCGAGAGUUCAGUCUGCUGCACCUUCUUCAGGUUCCACGGCAGCUGCGAACAUCUCCUACAGCCUUUCCCGAUCUGCCGAUCAGCAGCUAGCUCGCGGUAUUAUACCCGCCUCUGAAGCAAUGUCUUGUAUUCCUCAAGCUUUUGGUGCUAUCUGUCUCAAUUCAGCUGGCCUGGAGUUAUUCCAAUCUUCAGACGCCUUAGAAAGCUAUUUUGAGAUAUUUGAGAGCCCUGUGCAUGUUAAAUGCAUGGAUGCCAACUUAGUCCGCUCAUUGGGCACGACUUUUGAUGAACUUGUCCGACACCACCCGUCUUUGAAGCAGUCUGUUAUGUCAGCUGUGCUCGUUAUGGUAGCUCGCGUUGGUCUGUUGUGUAAAAAAAUGGCUUACAAGGGUGCUGGUGCAAAGCUAUGGACUUCGGAUGAGCAAGGAAACUUGACUGUCAUAGGAGGCAAAUCGAGCUUGUGUACUGAGGUCGGUGAAUCGUUUGAGGACACAGCUGAGCGCGAUGGGCAAUUUUCUUACCCUGCAUUACAGGAGAGGAGUCUCCCCAAUGGCGGUAAGCUAAACUUAGGCCAGGUCCCUGAUGCUCAAGAUAUCUCAUCUACCCCCCCGGAUGCAGAUGAGUGGGGGCUUACUGCUGCAAACUACAUCUAUCCAGUCAUGCGUUUCUUGGGAGCGUUCUUUGAGAAUCAGGUUAACUGCACAUAUUUCAUUGAAAGCGGAGGGGUUGAAUUCAUUCUGGACUUUGCUACUCUGCCCAGCCUGACUUUCGAUUUUCAGAGUCGUCAAGCCAACACUGAACUGGCUCAAUUGGUACAUAUGAUGGCAGAAACAAAGCCUCACCUUGUUAUCCCUUCUUUAGUCAAGCGGACCCAGAAAUCUGUUGAUUGUCUUGCCGACUUUUUCAAAGCACCUCGACCGGAUGGUUUUUUCACCUCUUUAACAAAGCCUGAGCUUGGGGAUGCUAUGGACACCGGAACUACACCUGAGCGUGAUAUUAGGCUAGCCGAAGAACGGGGAACAUACUACGUGAAGCAUCUUGUUUCUACACAUGUACUGACCGACAUUCUUCGUGAGAUUUAUACAACACCAAUGUACCAGACGCGCCCUAGCCAACAAACAUCGGCCUUUUCUCAAGUUAACCUAGCGGAGCAGUACACAAAUCUUGUUAUAUCACUAGGCCAACUUCACGCCGCAUGUGUUUGGGACGAGAUCCUUGUGCAGAAGAACUUACCCCAGCGCUGGAUUGAGGCCACGAAAGUGCGAGGGUACGACUUAGGUAGUGAGGAAGCCAACGAGGCGCUUGGGAUGUCUGUCAGUGAGGAUCGACGUAACCCUCUAUCCAAUGUUGAACCUGCUCCAGCGACUUCAUCCACGACACCGGCUGCUCCAGAAGAUCGGGUAGCCGACUCUGCACCAACUGCACCAGCAGAUGAAGGUGCCCAGUCUGAUGAUGAACGCAAGCCUGCAUUCAAAAACACGCAAGCCCUUCGCUACCUCCUUAGCUCCUUACCGACUACCAUAUCUGGGUUUUUCCAUUUGCUUGGGCAUGGUAUUCUCGGGAAACGCCGACCUGAUGCUUAUUCCCGACAGAAUGCUUCAAUGGUGGCUGAUGCCAUCGCUGGAGUUGUAAUUCGUCAACUACAGUUGGAUGCCCCAAAUAAGUCUUCGGAUAUCAGGGAUCGCUUUUCUUAUCUCAUUGUGAUCUUGUCUGCUUUUACACAAUUGCUUUUCGAAGCGCCCGUUGAGCGGUCUCAUUCGCAUUGCCUAACCGCUAUUCUGUUUGCUUUCAAGAGACAGAAUGGCCUGAAUUUAAUGAAGAAUCUAUGUGGAUUGUUCUUACAUGAGAUCAAUUCAUUAGCACCGCAAGCCGGAGGAGGAUUUGAUGACCCUAAUAAGUCGGCCCGCUUAGCAUCGGCUUAUGGUGGUCUGAGGUUUAUUUUGACGUUUUUCGCAGAGGUCACGUCUGUUAAGGAGUCAAGUCAGACACAAGCCCUCUUAUCAACGGAACGUGAGCGGGAUCGCCCUGAUUACUUCAAUCCUGGUCAAUUCCUGGUUGACCUACGAAUGGAAGUCCUACCCAUGGUCAGAGAGCUCUGGAGCUCCGAUUUCGUUGAUAGAGCUUCGAGUUCAAUUGUGAAGUGCCUGGUUGAAAUUCUCCGCAAUAUUCUUGAUGGUGAACAUGAGAAUGGGGCAAUUGUUCAGAGGAUCAAUGGCCAUCAAUUUUAUUCAGAGUACCCCAAGAAGGAAUUUUUUCUCAAUCAGGACCGGCUGAAUACACUUGUUGAAAGGGGCUUCGACUUGGAUCUGGCACAUGAAGCUCUUUACCGGUGCAACAAUGUACUGGCCACAGCAGACGAGUACUGCCAUGCCCAGACUUGGUUGCGGCCACCUCCGAGGCUGCGACCGGAGUCCGAUCUUGAGUCGACAAGAAGGACGAACACAGGUGGUGACGAUGCGCCAGUACCUGAUGCAUCUUCUAAUUUGUCAGUAGCGGAUACAAAUUAUGCUUUGGCAAGAAUCAUCCGUGAAGGUCCGCCUCGCUUAGUACAGGGCGAAGGCAGCUCCAACAAUAAUGUGGAUCAUGAGGCGGGUAGCAAUGCUGAGUUUCUCACGCGGGCAUUGAGUCGAUAUUUCGGCGAUCCAGAAGCUCUUCUAAAUGAGUCUCAAGAUGAUGCACCGUCACGGAUGCACCGUCGGGCUCCAAGUGAGUCUGUAGCGCAGUCCACAGAGCUGCGUAGGCGUGAAAUCACCACGAUUGAAGAUCUUGAUGCGGAACGCGAUAAGCUACGGAAGAAUAUGAUAGAGCGGUGUCUGGAUGUUCUCAAUGUUCACCACGAUGUCACUUUCGAGCUGGCGGAUCUCAUUUCAUCGGCCACGAAGAAACAUCGGGAUCUAGAGGGAUUCAGAAAGGAAGUCGGUGAAACUUUGGUGCAAUCACUGAUUUCACUACAAAUAGAUGACGAUGUCCAGCCUUCUGGUAAGAAGAUUGCCGCUUAUGCCAAUCUUCUGGCACUGGUCCUGCAAGACAGAUCGAUCUACCUUACAACGUUAGACGAGCUGAAAGAGUGUUUCUUGACUCUACUUGGGUUCAUAAAGAUCCCGAUCUCCGAUAAGGCGGCGGAAGAAUCUUCACCGUGGGUCGGGCAAGUUCUUCUCGUCAUCGAAAAAUUGCUCUCGGACGACUCAGCGCCACCUCAGAUUCAGUGGGACGCCCCAUCGACUCUCGACGAACCUGUAGAUACUGGACCGGCUUAUCUCAAGCCAUCUCUUCUUUUAUCCUCCGACGAAAAGACGCAGUUAUUUGAGUCCCUACUUGACGUCUUACCUAGAGUUGGAAAGGACGAGUCUCUCGCUUUAUCCGUCUGUCGAGCUCUUGUCAUUCUUACAAGAGCCCGGCACAUUGCGAUUCGUAUGGGCGAGAAACGCAAUCUUCAACGCCUAUUUGUCAUGAUGAAACAGCUUUCGAGCUCUUCAAACGAUAGGCUGCAAGGCGCCUUCAUGCUGAUAUUACGGCACAUUGUUGAGGAUGAUGAAACCGUCCGGCAGAUAAUGCGAAGCGAAAUUACUGCUAGUUUUGAGUCCAGAUCAUCGAGACAAACAGACACGACUGCUUAUGUACGACAAAUGUACCACCUGGUUUUGAGAUCUCCUGAGAUUUUCGUCGAAGUAACAAAUGAGAUCCUCAAAAUUCAGCGUUACGAACCAAGCCAGAGACCUCAAAACUUGGCUUUGAAGGCUCCUAAAGCAGAAGCAGCACCAGAAAGCAAAGAACCGGCAGACAAAGUUGUGGAUACUGUCGAAGGAAAAGAGCCUACAGACACGAAAGAUAAGGGCAAGGUGGUUGAGUUAAAACCUCCAGUCGUGGAGCACCCGGAUGGUGUGAUUCACUACUUGUUGUCUGAAUUAUUGUCCUAUCGUGAUGUAGAAGACAAGGAUUCUGGGACAGAAAAUGUUGAAGCUGGCACUGCAAACGCCCCAGAGCCACAUAAUGAACCUGAUAUUUCUGUCGGUGAAACAUCGCCAUCGUCUUCAACCGCAGAUCUUGGUGUUUCCCGAGAAUCGAAGAAGCAAGAAAAGCCGGCAUUCAAAGCGGACGACCACCCCAUCUACAUUUAUCGAUGCUUCCUUCUUCAAUGCUUGACUGAGCUGCUUUCCUCGUACAAUAGAACGAAAGUGGAAUUCAUCAAUUACUCUCGCAAAGCGGAUCCCAUGGCAACUACUCCUUCUAAACCUCGUGGUGGGGUUUUGAACUAUCUUCUCAAUACAUUAGUGCCUACUGGGACAUUAGAGCAUGAUGAAUCAGUAUCUUUCAAGAAGCGCAGCAACACAUCUUCCUGUGCUAUGCGAGUGCUCGUGGCCUUGUGCACUAAAACAGGAGAAUUUGGCGGAACUAAUAGACGCCGAAAUGUUGAAGAUGAGGAAGAAGAGCCUGAAUUGCUUUUCGUUCGUAGGUUCGUCCUUGAACACGCUCUGAAAGCAUAUAAAGACGCUAUGUCUUCCACUGAGCCGCUCGACAUGAAGUAUUCACGGUUGAUGUGCCUUGCGGACCUCUUCGAUAAAAUGCUCAGCGGCUAUACUUUUGCUAGUGGUGACACGACAUUCCCAUCGUCGACAAGACAACUCGCUAAGACAAUGUUCGAGAAACAUUUCAUAUCUGCAUUGACAGCUUCAAUUGCUGACGUCGAUCUCAACUUCCCUGCAUCGAAAAGGGUUAUCAAGUACAUCCUCCGGCCUCUGAAUAAGCUGACGCAAACUGCUGUCCUACUGAGCGAGAGCUCUAGCAUCUCCACUCUGGGCGAAACCGAAGAAUAUGAGAUAUCGUCCGCGACAUCGGUGUCGGACUUGGAUGAUGAUCGUGAAGAAACUCCAGAUCUCUUUAGGCAUUCGACGUUAGGCAUGUUAGAGCCUAAUCAUGAAGAAGACACUAGUGAGGAGGAGUCUGAAGAAGAUGACGAGAUGUAUGAUGACGAGUACGGUGACGAAAUGGAUUACGACGAAGAUUUACCUGAAGAUGAUGGUGAGGUCGUUAGCGACGAAGAUGAGGAUCUUGAUGGUCGAGGUCCCAUUGAGGGGUUGCCAGGAGACUCCGGCAUGGACAUUGAGGUUCUUCUUGACGAAGAUGAAGACGAUGACACUGAUGACGAUGAUGAUGAGGAGGAUGAUGAUGAUGACUCGGAUAUGGAUGAUGAUGACGAGAUCAUGGCGGGAGAGAUCACUGGUGAUCGUGACAAUGAUAGCUUGGCAAGGGAUGAAGAUGAUGAUUGGGAAAGUGAAGACAUGUCAGAGGAUAAUGAGGAAGCGGUGGAAAUGCUCAAUCAGCUUGAAAGUGAAUUCGGUGACUUUAGACAGGCUGAUCCUCAAGGCGAUGGAUCGCGCUUUGAAAACUUAUUCCGUGUUAUUCAUGAAGCGGCUGGUGCCAUAGAUGAUUUUACAGCAAAUAGAAUAGGGGGUGAUCCGCAGGAAGACUUGGUCAUCGAUGGAAUGAAUGAGGAAGAAGAUGAGGAGGAAGAAGAUGAGGUUGAUGAAUUAGAAGAAGGAAUGGAUGAUAUGGAUGACGAUCAGCUUUCUUAUGAUGAAGGCAUUGAUGAUGAAGACAUGGAGCCAUGGGGUUGGGAUGGCGAGGAACCGCCGUCCCGCCAUCAUCACCAUCACCAUCAUCGCCAUGUACGUGGAACACCAGCAUGGACAAGCUUUCCUAGUGGCAUUAAUCGCCAUGGUAUUAUUCCUAUUCCGCCGUACCAUCGUUCUCAACGUCAAAUGGGUUCUCGUAAUACCGAUGAUGGCACAAAUCCACUCCUCAUCCGUUCCGAUCGCGGACCCGAUGGUACCGGACAAAUCCGUGGGGCAGGUAAUGAGGCCUUCACAGACUGGAUUCAAGGGGGAGAUUCGACAGUGACUGGUCGAGUAAUAUCCAUGGAUACGCCCGUUAGUUUCAUGAAUGCUAUUAUGCAGGCUAUUGAAGGCCAGGGCGGACCUGGUUUUGGUGUUAUUACUCGACCAGAUGGUAUUCAUGUCCAUGUUGAUCGCCGAGCAUUAAUGCCUGGUAAUCAGCUACAAGGAAUCUUUGAACUGGGUCGGCCACAAAACCCAACCAAUAGAUCUCGGGAUGAUCCAUUGCAGGCGAUUAGCUUUGCCCUAGCAACUACAACUGCUAGGUGGCAAGAAGAGGCCCGUAUUCUUUUCAGCAGUAACCAUAUUGAAAAGGCUCAGCGUGUCAUCAACUUCCUGUUGCGUGCACUCGUGCCUCCAGCCAUUGAGGAAGAAAAGAAGCGCCGCGCAGAAGAGGAAGAUGCCCGUAGACGUCGGGAGGAAGCGCGCUUGGAGAAGGAGAGAGCCGAGCGUCUCGCUAGAGAAGAAGAAGAACGUGAACAGAGGAGAAAGGAGGCUGAAGAGGCCGCUCGGCGUCAGGAAGAACUGGCGCAGCAACCUACCGUAGAAGCCGAAGAGGUAGACGAGCCUAUGAACGAUGCGGAGAGUGCAGAGUCGUUGGCUGAAGCAGCUAAUGCUGAAGCUCAAGAAACGGGGCCUUCUGAACCAGUACAGCGUAUUUACACCAAUAUUCGCGGCCGCCAAGUGGACAUCACGGGGAUGGAGAUUGAUCCUGAGUACUUGGAGGCUUUGCCAGAAGAUCUCAGAGAGGAGGUCAUCAUGCAACAACUGGCUGAACAACGAUCUCAAGCCGUCGCUUCCGGAGAGGAGCCUACAGAUAUCAGCCAGGAGUUCUUAGAAGCUUUGCCGCCAGAGAUCAGAGAGGAGAUUCUGCAAGCAGAAGCUGCGGCCCGGCGACGUCGUGAGCGAGAAUCUGCUCGUCGACAAGUUGCUGCAAGUGGAGGCCCAGCUCACGCAGAGGAAAUGGACCCGGCAAGUUUUAUGGCGACUCUCGACCCUUCGUUGCGACAGUCCGUUCUCGCAGACCAGCCCGACGAGAUCCUAGCGACUUUAGGACCGGAAUUUCUGUCAGAAGCCCGGGCACUCCCCGGUAGGCGGCUUGCACAAUUCGGAGACGUUGGCCGUGUCGAGCAACGACAUCGGGAUGAAGUACAUGAUCAGGAUAACAAAAAACCUCAGCGUCGCCAAAUAGUGCAAAUACUCGAUAAGGCUGGAGUUGCCACAUUGCUUCGUUUGAUGUUCAUGCCUCUACAAGGUAAUGCGCGCCAUCAACUCCAUGAUAUCCUUCACAACGUCUGCGAGAAUCGUCAAAAUCGAGUGGAAACCAUCAGCCUUAUACUCUCUAUUCUCCAAGACGGAAGCUUGGAUUCAGCGGCAAUUGAACGGAGCUUUGCUCAAUUAUCGCUACGCGCUAAAAUGCCUCCUGCUCAGAAAACACCUCAGUCUGCCAAGCGUCCACAAGUCCCUCCGGCGUCUAGCAGUGCCAAUAACGACGUGACGCCUCUUCUUGUGGUGCAACAAUGCCUUGACACGCUCUCUUUCCUGACUCAGUAUAACCCUCAUAUUUCCUGGUUCUUCCUUACUGAACACGAAUCAGCGUCUAUGUUGAAACUCAGAGCUAUACGCAAAGGGAAAGGAAAGGAAGCCAAGGAUAAUAGAUAUCCCCUCAAUGCACUUCUUUCCCUGUUGGAUCGAGAUAUGAUUAUGGAAAGCCCGAAUUGCAUGGAGCAACUGGCUCACCUCCUUAGUGCUGUAACCCAACCCCUCACUAUUCUUCUUCGACGUGAAAAGGAAAAGCAAGAAGAGGCCCCCAAGGGCAAAGAACCCGAGCGUGCUGCUGAUGCAGCAAAUGCCUCAGGCGGUGCUACUGGUCAAGCUACAGAGGUACAUGAUACCGACAUGUCUGAAGUUGCGGAUGCUGCCGGCAUCAAGACGAGCGAGAACGAGGAGAAGCCGAAAAAGCGAACAAUCGAACCUCCAGUGAUUCCAGACCACAAUUUGCAGCUGGUGGUGGGUAUUCUUGCUGCCCGCGAAUGCAAUGGCAAGACUUUCCGGGAGACGCUUUCCACAAUUAACAACCUAUCAGCGAUCCCCGGUGCGAAAGAUGUCAUCGGCAAGGAACUCAUCUCGCAAGCGCAAGCAUUAAGCGAAGCAAUCCUGAUCGAUCUCGAUGAGCUUCUCCCACAUAUCGAACAAGCAAGCUCUGGUACAGAUGUGCAGGGGUUAGCCUUGUCAAAAUUCUCACCCGCUAGCUCCGACCAAGCCAAGUUGCUCCGUAUCCUGACUGCACUUGAUUAUCUCUUUGAUCCGAACCGAGUUGACAAGGUUAAAGGCGCUGAACCAGAGUCCGCACCUAAGGAGGAUGUUCUCAAAACGCUGUACGAAAACUCAACAUUUGGACCUCUUUGGAGUAAGCUCAGUGCAUGCUUGACGAUCAUAAGACAAAAGGAGAACAUGCUCAACGUCGCCACAACUUUGCUUCCUCUAAUUGAAGCUCUGAUGGUCGUUUGCAAGAAUACGAGUCUUAAGGAUGCACCCAUUUCGCGCUUCGGUAGGGAACUGUCGGUUGCAACUCCCACCUCUGAGAAUGGCCCGGGUAUGGAGAACCUGUUUUUUAACUUUACUGAGGAGCACCGUAAGAUUCUCAAUGAGCUUGUUCGUCAGAAUCCACGACUCAUGAGCGGAACAUUCUCCCUACUUGUCAAAAACCCUAAGGUUCUGGAGUUUGACAAUAAACGAAACUACUUCACCCGCCGUAUUCAUGCACGAAGCGCCGAUGUACGACAACCUCAUCCUCCUCUCCAACUUUCUGUUCGAAGAGAUCAGGUAUUCUUGGAUUCUUUCAAGAGCUUGUAUUUCAAGACCGCAGAAGAGGUCAAGUAUGGAAAACUCAACAUUCGUUUCCAUGGCGAGGAGGGUGUCGAUGCCGGCGGUGUGACUAGGGAAUGGUUCCAAGUUCUUGCACGUGGCAUGUUCAACCCUAACUAUGCGCUCUUCAUCCCAGUUGCAUCCGAUCGAACCACAUUCCAUCCCAACCGGCUGAGCGGUGUCAACACUGAACACUUGAUGUUCUUCAAGUUCAUCGGUCGCAUUAUUGGCAAGGCUCUUUACGAAGGCCGUGUUCUUGAUUGUCACUUCAGUCGAGCCGUGUAUAAAAGUAUCCUUGGGAAGUCUGUGUCGAUCAAGGAUAUGGAGACUCUGGAUCUGGACUACUACAAAUCAUUGCUAUGGAUGUUGGAGAACGAUAUCACAGAUAUCAUCACUGAGACAUUCGCCAUUGAGACUGACGAUUUUGGCGAGACUCAAGUGAUCGAUCUCAUACCAAAUGGUCGCAACAUCCCGGUAACCCAAGAGAACAAGGAAGAGUACGUCCAGCGAGUGGUUGAAUACAAGCUAGUUGGAUCUGUCAAGGAACAACUUGAAAAUUUCCUUAAAGGUUUCCAUGAUAUCAUCCAACCUGAUCUCAUUUCAAUCUUCAAUGAACAGGAGCUCGAGUUGCUCAUUUCUGGUUUGCCCGAAAUCGACGUUGAUGACUGGAAGAACAAUACGGAGUACCACAACUACUCCGCCUCGUCGCAACAAAUCCAAUGGUUCUGGCGAGCAGUUCGGUCAUUCGAUAAGGAGGAGCGGGCGAAGUUGCUGCAAUUCGUGACAGGUACCAGCAAAGUGCCACUCAAUGGUUUCAAGGAGCUGGAAGGUAUGAAUGGGUUCAGCCGGUUCAAUAUCCAUCGGGAUUAUGGCAACAAGGAUCGCCUGCCUAGUUCUCAUACAUGUUUCAACCAACUUGAUCUGCCGGAGUACGAAUCGUACGAGGAUCUUCGAUCGCGACUCUACAAAGCCAUGACUGCCGGUGGCGAUUACUUUGGCUUUGCAUAAAAAGUUACUAGCGGAUUUAUUGACUAUUCCUCAUGAACUCUAUGGGAUCAUCUCAAGGAUAUGCACAUUGUACCAGCAUGCAAGGGCGCUUGGUUUUCUACUAAAUUGUCUUGUUGUUUUCUUGUUCUUUCUCGUUUAUUUUCAAGCAUCAAAAGGUGCAGAGACGCUUUACGGCCUUUGUAUUUUAGAUUUAUUUGUUUUUCUUCUAAGCGACUUAGAUGGAGCUUGGCCUGAGAAAAGUUCGUUCUCCGAGGGACUGAUUUGAAGUGCAGGUCAGUCAGUCUUCAUGUGGAUACGAACAUCUUGUUUAUUCCUCUAUGUCAUAUCGAUAGUUGAAGAAUCAAUGAUAGUCUCCAUCUAUUCC
This is a messenger RNA of Talaromyces stipitatus ATCC 10500, 12307 nucleotides long. RefSeq names its product ubiquitin-protein ligase (Tom1), putative. Bases 1 to 11943 code for a protein of 3980 amino acids. Gene Ontology annotation, molecular function: ubiquitin-protein transferase activity; protein binding. The record is from RefSeq and is a predicted model, not a curated record. NCBI's taxonomy places the organism in Eukaryota, Fungi, Ascomycota, Eurotiomycetes, Eurotiales, Trichocomaceae. Gene Ontology annotation, biological process: proteasome-mediated ubiquitin-dependent protein catabolic process; protein polyubiquitination; positive regulation of protein catabolic process. The transcript is spliced from 6 exons.